CCCCAAACCGAAUACGAGAGUGCGCGCGAGAAAUGCAGUGCGAGACACGCACCGAGCAGUCCAUAUAAACCCACCGAAUCAACGCGCACAGAAAAAACCCCACUGGAAAACACAGAAGACGCCUGUUUAACGAGCGACAGGAAAGGCCACCGCCGACGAGGUAAAAUGGGAGGGAAGCUAAGCAAAAAGAAGAAGGGAUACAAUGUGAACGACGAGAAGGCAAAGGAGAAGGACGCAAAGACGGAGGGAGCGUCGGCGGAGGAAGGUGAAGCUCAAGAAGAGAACAAGGAAGAAGCUACCACUACCACGGAGACCACCAAUGACACGGCGGCAGCCGUCAAAGAAGCCACGCCUGGUGCUGAGAGCAAUUCCACCGCUCCCAAGGAGGAGGAGAAAGGAUCUGCCCCUGCGAAAAAGGAUGAGCCUGCAGCUAACGCUAAUGCUAGUGCUCCUAAAGUCUCUGAAUCCAAGACCGCCGAGGCUGGUAAAGCGGAACCCGCCAAGAGUCCUGAUGCCCCUCCGGCCAAAGCUGAGGAAAAAUCCACCCCGGCAACUGAGAAAGAGCCAGCGAAAGAGGCCGCCCUUCCUGCUAAAGAUCCCGCCCCCCCUGUAGCUACAGCAACGGAGAGCAAGGCUGACACUGAGUCUAAAAAGACUGAGGCUCCGCCCGCAAAAGAAUCCACCCCUGCAGAGCCAAUCACCAAGGAGACCAGCCCCGCCCCUAAUAAGGAGCAAGCAGUGGCUGUGCAAGAUUAACAGAAGGAACAGUGAACGGCAAGAUUAAUGUGAAAAUGCAAGCAAGAUCAAAUUGAAAUAAUAAAACUAGCCCGCCCAAUUUAAACAACAUCAGUGAUUAUAAUAUAAAUAAUGAUAAUAGUAACAAUAACUAUAAUGAUUUUAACAGGCUGGACUUUGAUCAUCGUUUUGCUGAUGGACAUGAUCAUGAUGAUAAGACCAACGAGUUAUGUCAAGAUAUUAUCUUUUAAAUUGAACUUUGAUGCAAACCACCAGCCCCCCAACUCUUUCUCUCUCUUUCUCUAUCCCUCUCUCUCUUCGUACCUUUCCUCCACCUCUAUUUUAAUGAGGGGGUGGAACAAGAAACAUGAAUCCCUUCAUUGCCGCCGUUACCUCCCUUCAUUUGAGUGUGAUGUAAUGGCAGUGGGUGGGGUUAAUAUAUACUGUAUGCGUGUGUGUGUGUGUGUGUGCGUGGUAUUAGUAGUCCCGCCUCCCUGAUACACAUUUCAUCGUUCCUGUUUGCCGCUUUCUAGUUUGUGAUUGGCAUUGUGUCUUUGCUUCUCACCUAAGUUUCUUUCUCUCUCACUCUUUCUCCUGUAUUAGUGGAAAAUCAUUGGACAGCACAAUCCAUCACACACACAUACACACACACACACACACAAAUACAGUGUUGUUGAAUGUUAGAAGUAUUAAUGUGUUUAACCAUGUUAAAGGUAUGACAGUGUGUGUGGAGACAGUAUGAGAGAAAGUGUAUGACACAAAGUAUAAAAUGAGUGUUUGCGGUGUUUAUGAAGUGAUGCACAAUUUGAGCAUCUGUAAGUGUUUGUGCGUGUGUGUGUGUGUUUGGAGUUCUGGUCUUUCUGUUCUUUGAAAGCAGCAGUUGUCAUGAUAUUAAAGAGAGCGAGAGAGAGAGCGCAGACCUCCAAACUCACAGAACAGGACACACUUCUUACAAACACACAUCAUUCUCUCCAAAUACUGAAUGAAUGCGAGUGCUGUGUGUUGUGUAAUAAUGUGUGUGUUUUGCAUGUCAGUGGUUGGCCCUAUUGUUGUGUAUUUUUGGUUGCUGUGAAGAUAAAUGUUGCUACAGGUGAAAUUUCAUUUGAAUAAACAGACACGCACUCCCUCUUUCUAUUUCUAUCUGUUUCUUUCACUAUCAUUCCUUUUCUUUCCCAAACUCCCUGUUAGAAUAAAAAAACAUGAAAUGGAUGAAUCCAGAUAACUGUACUUGUAUACAUGGAGCAACAUUAAUAAAAAGAAAGAACCACAGAUUGAAAAUCA
This is a messenger RNA of Triplophysa dalaica, 2016 nucleotides long. RefSeq names its product brain abundant, membrane attached signal protein 1 (gene basp1). The coding region runs from base 166 to 756 and encodes 196 amino acids. Lineage: Eukaryota; Metazoa; Chordata; Actinopteri; Cypriniformes; Nemacheilidae. The record is from RefSeq and is a predicted model, not a curated record. The transcript has 2 exons.